CUGCCUGUCGAUUUUUCUCCUUUUCUCUCACUCACCGUUCGAUAUCCGGAUAUCCGAGGAUCCCGCGAUGAGAGGAAUUACGAACGUCGUCCAGUCGUCGCGUUGUCACCGGCUGCUACUGGUUCUUCUACUAUCGGCAUGCACGGCCAGCGCGGAGAUCGAGAGACGCAGCUCGAGGCAGCAGAUGGUGGAGGAGGCGCCGGAGAAUCUGGCGCCGAAUCUCAACAAGGACUGCGGCAAGUCGUACAGUGCCACGUGCCUCAAGCUGGACGUGGUGUCCUUCUUGGAUAAACUGUCGGAGCAAGAGGACAUCGGUAUCCUGCCGGGUGUAUCUGUGAUCAAGGAGAACGGCUCCGUCGAUGUCCCGACGUCGGAGGUGGUCGCCAAUCUGGCGAGAGACUUCCCCAACGACGUCGAGAAGAGGCUGAAUGCGUACCUGGUCCACAAGGUCGGCAGCUACCUCAACAGCCACUCCAUCUCCAUCAAGCUGUUCGAUCCGAAGACCUUCGAGGCCGCCAGGAGCUUCAACGAGGAGACGCUCGCGCAACUCGGCUUGAGCGGCAACCAGAAUGUCGAGACAGGACGUAAGAAAGACAAAGGCGGCUCCGGCGCCCUGAUGGCCGGUCUGAUGAUGAUGAAGGGCACCCUCGGCGCGGUGGGAUUCGGCGCGUUGGCUCUACUCGCCGGCAAGGCCCUGAUGACCGGCUUGAUGGCGCUCAUGCUGUCGGCGAUCAUCGGACUGAAGUCGUUGGCGAGCGGCGGCGAGAAGAAGACCACGUACGAGAUCGUCAGCAAGCCGGUGUAUUCGAGCUCGCACACGCACAGCUCGGAGGAGCACCACGGCCACGGAUACGGCCAUUCCGGAUACGGCAGGUCCCUGGACUCGAUGCACGAGACCCUGCAGCAGGCCGUGCUCAAGUACGGCAACGCGCGCGACCGCAGAUCGAUCCUGCAGAAUUAAUCAAUUAAUCCUCAUCCAAUGACUCGGCCGAGGUUCGUUCUCGCGCGCGAUCUCGCCGACGAACACGACGCAAUCCGUAGCACACAUCUCUACCUCACCGAACUUCCCAGCUCUCUGUCUUCCCUUCAGCCUCUUCACGCACUGUCGCUCUGUCGCUCGUCUGUCGAUUCUUUUUCUCUU
Harpegnathos saltator (Jerdon's jumping ant) is the source of this 1141-nucleotide messenger RNA. It is a transcript of the gene Osi16, whose product is annotated as DUF1676 domain-containing protein Osi16. The record is from RefSeq and is a predicted model, not a curated record. Gene Ontology annotation, cellular component: membrane. NCBI's taxonomy places the organism in Eukaryota, Metazoa, Arthropoda, Insecta, Hymenoptera, Formicidae. The transcript has 2 exons. The coding region runs from base 68 to 961 and encodes 297 amino acids.